AUGGGAGUGAAAAAGAGGGCCACCGUGAAGAAAACCGUGUCAUUUUCUGAUGACAAUACUCUGACCAAUAGAAGUAAUAAGAAGAAGCAUGUAGACCACGAUAACCCUCCAGUAUAUGUGAGAAAGACACUUUUAACCGUUCCAUGGCAUAUUAUACCGCUUCUUUAUUACUAUAUUUAUAUCUCAGAUGGAUUUGACAGCUUGAAGCUACUGUUUGCAUUAAUUCCCUUGCAACUAGCAUAUCUUGGGAUCCAAUUCAAUAAAUCUACAGUAUAUGGAAACAAGAUACUUAAACUGAAAGUACCACUGACUUUAAUUUCUCUAUGCGCUACAUUACUAUUGACUCUACCUGCAGUGCUCAUCAUUAUAUUAUUUGGCGCACCAGUGACAGAAAAAUGGAAGGAAACCUGGAUGCUAGCACUACAUUGUUGUUACCUGGCACAUCCUGCGAUCUACCAGGUUUUCAAUGGAGACUUCAAGGUCGGCCUGUGGAAGAAGUAUUUUAUUAUGAUAGUCAUCGGAGCAUGGUCAAGUUGUGUUGUGAUCCCAUUGGAUUGGGAUAGAGAUUGGCAGGCGUGGCCCGUUCCAGUGGUUGUUGGUGCAUACCUUGGCGCCUUCUUUGGGUACUCCUUUGGAUCUUACUUUUAA
Messenger RNA from Torulaspora delbrueckii, 648 nucleotides. It is a transcript of the gene GPI11, whose product is annotated as mannose-ethanolamine phosphotransferase GPI11. The record is from RefSeq and is a predicted model, not a curated record. The coding region runs from base 1 to 648 and encodes 215 amino acids. NCBI's taxonomy places the organism in Eukaryota, Fungi, Ascomycota, Saccharomycetes, Saccharomycetales, Saccharomycetaceae. Gene Ontology annotation, cellular component: endoplasmic reticulum membrane. The transcript has a single exon. Gene Ontology annotation, biological process: GPI anchor biosynthetic process.